CUAAUUCAUUCCAAAAUCUAUAGGACAUCUCCAACUUUGAAACCGCUACACCAGAGCAAGCGUGCGAACCUCGAAGACUUGUUACCUCAGCCCCACGUUUGAUGGAAUGAAAAAGAUUAGGACAAAGACUUCAUCACCUGAAAAAGUUAGAAAGAGGUGCGAGAAAGAGGCUCAGCGGCGAUGUUCAAGCUUUGAAUGGCUCCCCGUCGAAGAUCUCGCUGUAUAUACCCCCGACUCCGAUACACAGUUUCUAGCCGUGAACUUCCACAGCUCUGACCCUACGAUCGUAUACAUCCACGAGCUCGCAGAGUCCAAGUUUGUGGAGUCAGUUGGCAGCGACAGGGAAGAGCAUACUGUCAUAAUACCAUGGAAGGCUGGUCAAUUUUUGAAAUGCUAUGGCUCCUGCCAAGUUGGGGAAGUAAAGCUAUUGCCUAGCGAAUCAACUUCUGUAUGAAAUGUUUGUUUCUGGCAGUCAAACGCAGAGCUGUUUCGGGGGAGCAGUGAAAGGUCAAAAACGGGCGAGCUCCCUCCACAGUGGGUAUCGUGACGCGAAUUUCGUCUUCCAUAUCAUCUUGCUCUAAGAGCACCCGCAUCGCGUCUAGUCUAGAUACUUGGUACGCCUGACUCAGAAUAGUACCUAGCAAAUGUCAGAGUGAACUUGGAGACGAGCAGU
This is a messenger RNA of Colletotrichum godetiae, 673 nucleotides long. RefSeq lists its product as uncharacterized. The transcript has 2 exons. Lineage: Eukaryota; Fungi; Ascomycota; Sordariomycetes; Glomerellales; Glomerellaceae. Bases 107 to 454 code for a protein of 115 amino acids. The record is from RefSeq and is a predicted model, not a curated record.